Molecule: messenger RNA, 402 nt
Organism: Orbilia oligospora ATCC 24927
Lineage: Eukaryota; Fungi; Ascomycota; Orbiliomycetes; Orbiliales; Orbiliaceae
Exons: 1
Coding region: 1-402 (133 amino acids)
Source: RefSeq, a predicted model, not a curated record
AUGCCUCAGGCUCCCAACACGAUACCAGCCGCCCCAGAGCUCGAUGCGAAUACGUUCCCUUUCACCGAGGAUAUGAUGGUUGAGAUGGAGGAGUUUUUACGAGACUGGAUGCCGGGGCCGGAUGCUGUGGACAGCUCGGCCCCCGACCUUGGAGAAGUGCCACCACUUCUGGACUACACUGAGGAAGAGAUGAUGGCCGAAAUGGGGGAUUACUUCAGCGAUGUGGUGCCAGAGCCCGAGACACCACAGUCGGUGGUGUCGGAGGCAUUCUUAGGACCUUCGACUGACCCGGAAGUGAUGGCAGCGAUGGAGGAGUUCUUUGGGGAGGCCACUGGCAGCGGCUGGACCGAAGAACAAAUUAUGGCUGAGCUUGAUAAGCGAUUUGGAGGAGACGGUAACUAA